Molecule: messenger RNA, 674 nt
Organism: Drosophila subobscura
Lineage: Eukaryota; Metazoa; Arthropoda; Insecta; Diptera; Drosophilidae
Exons: 4
Coding region: 1-594 (197 amino acids)
Source: RefSeq, a predicted model, not a curated record
AUGACCUACAAAAUUAUUGCUAUAGUGGCAGCUUUAAUCGUCAAAAGAUUAUCCGAUAAACACUCAGAGAGAGUUUAUGUCAGCAACCAGAAGCAAUCCAGGGAAUGGAGGCUUCUGAACAACAUUUCUGGGACAAAGGAAGGCGACGAUUUCAGUACGCUAACCUUCGUUGGAUUUACAUUCAUUUCGUCGGUUUUACUUCUUGCAAGGAUAAUUCAACGAAACUCAAAUUAUGAUACAUGCGAAGUUCUUCUCUUGGGUUUUGGUUGCCUGUUCUUCAUCAUAGAGGGAUUGCUCAUACUCAUCAGCGUGGAACAGUUGCCUGAGGAGAUCUUAACGUACGCCUAUUCCCUUGGCGCGCUUUCCUUUCUAUGUGCGGCGCUGUUCGCUCUGGAUCUGAUGCUCUUCAAGAAUAUGCUGAAGUCUAAGAACGUCGCUGCCCAAACGGAUUAUUCACUGAAGGAAGCUUCUACACUAACAAUGAAAGUGUUUAAUGUGUCGAACGCAGACAAAACAAAUUGUUGCCGCAGCUCCGCAGCUCUUCCUCAGAUGAGUGUGAGCAAUGAACAAAGUGUUUUACGAACCGAUCUGUAAGGGAAAUCCAUUUAGAAACAUUUUCUUUGACCAUCGAAUAUUUGCAUAAAUCAAAAUCACUUUGUUUUACAUACAUACAU